Limulus polyphemus (Atlantic horseshoe crab) is the source of this 4399-nucleotide messenger RNA. RefSeq lists its product as uncharacterized. Bases 32 to 2443 code for a protein of 803 amino acids. Lineage: Eukaryota; Metazoa; Arthropoda; Merostomata; Xiphosura; Limulidae. The transcript is spliced from 8 exons. The record is from RefSeq and is a predicted model, not a curated record.
UUUCUUUGAUAGAAAUAUAAGCUACUGCACCAUGGGAAAAGCAUCAGUUUCACUUGGUCCUUCUCUUCAACAUAUUGAGGGAACAGAAACAAAUGAUCAUGUGAAAGAUCCUGCUACCUGUGAUACUGUAUCAUUGGAUUCAACAGCAAGAACCAAGGAUCGUGCAUUGCCUGAUAUCCCACUGCCAGCCACAGUACACAAUUCAACAAGUGAUUCAAACUCAGACUCUGUAGCUGACAACAGCUCUGAGUGCUAUGCAACUGUUGCCAAGGGGAUAGUGAACCCUAACAAAUCAGCAAAUCAACAUAUAGCUACAAAACCAUCAGCCACGAAUGAAGUAACAGUUUCAAUUCCAGCUAUUUGUGAUGAUGCACCUUACUCUACACCCCUGACUCCAGCCAGUGUUGUAACCACCUCAUUAGAAUUCCUUCAACCUUCAUGUUUAAUUGAAGAUUUAAAGAAAUCAGAAUCAGGUGUAAACAACCUUUCUCAUACUCACAGUACGGUUAUUAAAGCUCAACCUGUUCACCACUCAGUGCUUCCAGGACACAUAGAUUUAGAUGAACAAGAAACUGAUGAUUGUUAUGAUAAUCCAGAAGCUACACAUUUACAAAAACGACAGAUUUCCACAAAAGUACCUGUAUGGCCUUACUUUCCUACUUUCAGCUCAUACCAACCACCAUCUGCAUCAGAUCAAUCCAAUGGAGAAACAAUUGAUUCAGAGAACUUCUUGAUAUCCCAAGCUUCUGGUUUACUUUUACCAUUGGAUACCAAUGAAGAAGGGAAUAGGAAUUCCUCUAUAGCACGUCAAGCUGUUGCUGGUCAAAUACCUUCAGUUGAGAUUCCUUACAUGACCCCUCCAUUACAACAAUCACCUCAAGCAGCCAAUGUAGAAAAUGUAAUAGGGGCCACUUUUUCAGGAAGCCAGGACAUACCAUAUAAUGUGAUAAGUGUUCGUGAACCUUUAGCCAAAAUAAGAGAAGAAACAUUGAAACUACAACAGCAGCAAAAAAGAGAAAGUAUCCCUGUUCCUAGAAACCAGUAUAGUGAUGGCCAUUACGUGGUAGUACCUGAUAUGGAAGAAAUGUAUGAAGAGAUUGAUCCUGACUCUGAGAGAUCCUCUUCCUUGUAUGCUUCUAUUGAACCAGGAAGACUUCAGCACCCACCUGCACCUCCAACUGUAGAAAGCCUUAAAUCUGUUGCUCAGGCUCACUCUAGACAAGCUUCAUUGGCCUCUGUAAUAUCCUUUGAAAGCAAUGAGAUGAUGGAAGCAACAGAAGAUGAUACUUUCCAACCUUUUAAAAAUUUGACUAGUCUUUACUCCAUUGUUGAUAAAUCAAAUAAACAGAGACAAACUAUACACCUGGCUGAAGGAGUAAGUUAUCUCUCAAAAUCUAAGGUUGAGCCACAUAGUGUUGAAGACAUGUAUGCCAAAGUCCAUAAGAAGAGGUUUGACUCAUCUCCUUCUGUAGGUGUGGAAGAAAUGAAAAUAAAUGUAAAUUCCUUUGUAGGAAUUAUGCUUGUUCCUUCUAAUCUUGUUAAAAACCCAGCAGUUGUUGUAGACUAUCAACCAGACCCUUGUCCCACUACUUGCCAUCAGGUAGCAAACUCUGCUAUCUUUCCAACAGGUAGUUCUUUUUCUAAAGCUUCUUCAAGAGCUCAGUUGACUGAUCUGAUAAACAAAGCUGAUGAAAAAAUGGAUAGUGAUGUAGGAUAUGAACCACUAAAACACCCCAAUGAUCCAGAUUAUGAAUCGGCAGAAAAACAAAGACACAUUACUAGUGAUCCAGAUUAUGAACCGUUAAAACACCAAAACAAUAUCACUACUGAUCCAAGCUAUGAGUCAAUAAAACAUAUCAAAAGUGCCAAUAAUGAUCCAGGCUAUGAACGAGUAAAAGGAGAUUAUGAUGAUUUGAGAUAUGAGGAAGUUUCUAAAAAAGCUAUUGGAGAAAUACCUGCUAAUGGCUUUUCAAGGGAGCAUAUAGGUAUUACCUUGAAGGUUGUAGCCAAAGAUCAAAAUUUAAAGCAUCAUGGGUAUGAAAGUCUUGAUGAUCUUUGUAAAAAUGAGUCACGUACUGUGGAUUCGUAUUAUGACAAUAAUAGUGAGUUUGAUGAUGGAGACUAUGAACCUAUGAAGCAGAUUGAAAGGCAGGAAGGGAAAUGUGCAGGUCAGAAUCACGAAAAGAUACAUAGGAUUUCAGGAGUUGAAAGCCAUGUAACCAACCCAGAUUAUGAAACUGUUAAAAGUCCUAAUUUUCCUCCUUGGAAGACAACAAACUUCCAUGAACCAUGUUAUGAAGUCGUUCAUGGAGCAGUUAGUAAAAUGAAUGAGCCAGGGCAUGAAUGUCUACAAAAUCAGGUAUCAGAAAAACAACAUAGUGCAUUUGGUCACACAGAAGAGUUUUUUAACUUAGCUGAUUCUAGUAAUAAAAUACAAGACUAACAUUUCCAUACCAAGAAUAUGAAAUGGUGAAACAUGUACAUAUUAAUACUCCAAACUUAAGUGAUGGCAGUGAAGGUAUUUAUGAAACUAUACCAUAUAAAAAAACACUGCCUCAAACAACAAAUCAUUCGUUAAAUGAAGAAAGAAUAAAUGAAACAAUCAGCAGUGGUAGUAGUAGUAGUAGUAGUAGCAAUGUUAACAAAGGAAAAGAUGUUUGAGUAGAAUACAUAAAAUAUUAGCAGUACAAAAAAUUAACAAAAAGCAUUUAAUCAAAAAGAAUGACCGGUCAGAAAAUAGUGAAACUGAAGUUGAUUGGGAGAGAAGAAAACAGACAUCACAAGUAGAACAUUUUUUAACUGUUAAUAAUGAUGUGGAAGUAUUAUAACUCAAGUCAUGAUUGGAGAAUCAGAUUGUACUUUCUUAACGUAAUUGGUGCAGUGACUUGAUACAGAAAAACUACAAGUGAAAUUGAUAGAUUGUUUUGUGUUUCAUCAUAGGAUUAAAUUAAGUAUGACUCUGAAGAGAACAAUAUAUUUGCAUUUUUACAGCUUAUUAAAACUGACAAAGUGAUUAUAGAGUGAGUACGAGUCAAAUAUAGAGAGUCAUAGGUUGGAUUUAUUUAAUAUCACAUGGUUAAGGAUGUGUAUGAAGCAAAGUUUGAUAUUGUGAUAAUUAAUGUAAAACAGGAAAUCUAUUAAAACUUGUGUGUUAAAAAUUUGAUUCCAGUUUUUAUUACUAAAGGAAGAAUCAGAAAUGGAAAAAUCAAAUUUCUGGUUACCAAGAUGAAAUAAAGGCACAUUAAUGCUAAAAAAAUUAUAAGAGUUAGGAACAACCAUUAUAGUUGUUUAACCAUCAUCCCAGGAGCUUUCAGUUUAAUUAUUUAUGUCUAAAGUUAUGAGGUAUAUGUCUAUAUUAUUAUGAGCAUAUUAUUCUCAACUUUUUUAAUGCAAACUGGAAUUUAUUAAUAGAUAUAUAUAUUAGUGUGAAUAAAAUAAUGACCUAUAUCUGUAUGUUCUAAUAAUUAUAUUUACUUUAUGGAAUGUAUAAUUGUUAAGUUUUUUGUUUAUAUGUAUUAUGUUCAAGAUAAUAAUGUUUCAGUAGGAGUAAGCAGACCUUAAAUAUUUGGAUUGUAAUUGCUUUUUGUGUUUUAUUUACAUUAUAUGUGUAUUCAAAGCACAGUUUUUAUGUGUACAAGUUGUCACUGUAUAACAAGUUUUAAAACCCACAAGCUGGUAAUUCUCAAAGUUAGAUAAAAACUCUGGUUUCUAAAUACUAGUUUUGAAAUACACUUCUGAUUAUUUGUUCAUUUGAUAGUGUGUGUACAGUUUGUGUGAAAAUAAAACUGAAGGUAGUUUUUCAAAGUUUAAAUUAAGUUGAGUUCGUCUGAGAGUGUUUCUCAUUAAAAUUUUACAAGUGAGGUAAAGUUAGAAAUUUUCUAUUUGAGUAAGAAACUAGUCUUCUAAGUUAGUUGAACUACUUUUUGUACUGUUAUAUAUUAUCUUAGGUCCUGAGAACUUGUCUGCACAAGUAAGUUAUUGCUUCUUAAAUUUGAAUAUAUUGUUUGCUUUUGUAUUAACUCUCAGGCAUUUCUGCUUAAUUUUUGGUCACAUCGACUUCCUUUAUAGUUUCUAUGUUUGUUAUUAAAACUCAUGUUAUAGUGAAAACAAGAAAAUGAUUUCAUGCUGAAGUACUUGAAUUUAAUUAUUGGAUAAUGAAUCUUAUUUAAUUAUUCUCAAAGUCAUGCAGUGUAACUUGAUGAAAUAUUAGUAGCAUUUUUACCAUGCUUUAUGAAUAGCUAGCUGAAAAGCCUCUCAAGAGUUUUGGUAAAUUAUAUUUUAAUAAUAAUGCUUGUUAAAUCCCAGAUAUAACAUUUCGUUGAGAUAGAAUGUGUCUUGUUUUCUUUUUCCAUGUUUAAACAAAUAUUAGAAGAAAAUAUUAAAUUUGUUAUCCAUCUUG